Messenger RNA from Carassius carassius (crucian carp), 1693 nucleotides. RefSeq names its product GTPase IMAP family member 8-like. The record is from RefSeq and is a predicted model, not a curated record. Gene Ontology annotation, molecular function: GTP binding. The transcript is spliced from 3 exons. The coding region runs from base 155 to 1693 and encodes 512 amino acids. NCBI's taxonomy places the organism in Eukaryota, Metazoa, Chordata, Actinopteri, Cypriniformes, Cyprinidae.
AAAAGUUAUAACAAUCGGGAGACUCAUGAAAGCGAUUUUAACAAGGGGAAACAUGCAACUGCAGAAUAUGGCAGUUUUUGGUAAAUUAAUGCAUUAAGAGACCUGUGCGCAAUAAUCUGCAUGUUAUUUAAGAUCAUUUUAAAAGAGGGCAGCUAUGGAUGGGGCUGAAGAGUCAUCCUCUGCUCUGUGUUAUCGUGCUGUCUUACUGGGAAAAACAGGAAAUGGGAAAAGUGCUACUGGAAACACCAUCUUGGGAAGAAAAGCUUUCCUUUCAAAGUUAAGCUUUAAAACUGUAACACAAGAAGUUAAAUGUGAAAGCAUCAACAUAGAUGGAGUGAAUCUUACAAUUUAUGACACACCAGGAUUAUUUGACCCUGGCAAUGAACUGAACUCUGAAGAGAUGUUAUAUCAGGGGCUUCCAGAGUUAUAUACACCAGACCCGCUUGUGAUUCUGCUGGUGAUCAGACCUACAAGAUUCACUCCAGAAGAGAAAAGAACUGUUGAGAUUAUUGAAGAUUACUUGACAGACUGGCUCGUAAAAAACACCUGGAUUAUUUUCACUGCAGGAGAUGAGCUGGAGAGAGAAGGUCUCACCAUAGAGGACUUAAUAGAAGAAUCAGAGGAUCUGAAAAAAGUUGUCCAGAAAUUUGACAACAGAUACUUUGUCUUUAAUAAUGUCACACAACAUCCUGAACAUGGUGAAGUGAAACAGCUGAUUAAAGCCAUUAGAAAUGUUCAACCUCUGAGAUCUCCAGAGAUAGACACUUUUCUACAGAGAAAGUCACCAGCGGAGCAUGAAACCAGCUCCAAUAACAGAAGGUUACUUCUUCUGGGGAAGUCCGGCUCUGGGAAGAGUGCAACAGGGAACACCAUACUGAGACAAAAACUGUUUAAAUCUGAGCUCAGCUUAAGCUCUGUAACAAAACAGUGUGAAAUGCAUACAUCAGGUGUUUUAGGGAGAGAAGUGUCUAUUGCUGAUACUCCUGGGUUUUCAGAUCUAGCUUUAAAACCUGAAGAUUUAGCUAAAGAGCUGGCGAAUAGUGUUGCCCUCUGCAGUCCGGGGCCUCAUGCCUUCCUGUAUGUGGUGUCACUCACAGGAAAAAUCACACAGACAGAUGAAAAUCACAUUAAAAUGAUUGAAAUAAUUUACGGAGAAGAAGUAGCAAAGUACACGAUCCCUGUAUUCACCCACAGCGAUGAGUUAGAGGGAAAGAGUGUGGAAGAUCUCAUCAGAGAGAAUACUACUCUUAACAGUUUUGUUCAGCAGUAUGGAGGAAGAUACCACAUCAUGAACAAUAAAGACAUGAGAAACAGAAAACAGGUGAAAGACCUACUGCAGAAGAUUGACACAAUGAUAGAGCAGAACGGAGGAGGACACUACUGCAAUCAGAUGCUUGAAGAUGUUCAGAGAUUCAGACGAGAGGAAGAAGAGAGACCGAGAGAUGAUCUACAUACUGAACCUGUGCAGGGAGCAAAGGAAAGCUGGACUCAGAGAGCAUGGAAGAAAAUUAAAGAAUAUGUAUAUAAGAAAUUCGAAAAGCACUUUAUUGCUGCAGCUCAAAUGAUUUAUUCAUUAGCCUGUAGAAUUAUUAACCUUGUAAGAAAUGUGAAACUGACAUGCAUGACAGAGAUGGGUCUGAUGAAUGGUCCUAUGAUUACUAAAACUGAAGAAGCUCAGGAACUAAUAAAUUAA